AUGGAGAAAAUAUUCUCCAGGCUGGCACUCUUGACCACUCCGUCAACAACGGUGCCGCUCCCAGCCAGCUUCUCCGUGACAGAAGUGCUGGACCACGUCUUGCCCAAUGGCACUGAAAUCACAGAGGAGUGGGCAGAAAUUGGGACCGGAUGCGCGGAAGCUUGGGGGCUGUUGGAUGACAUGGUCACGGACCUUGAGACGGAGCGAAUCUUUUACAACCCCCCGCAGUUCAGGGCCACGCUUCCUUCAGGGCGCGACGCCGCCCAACACAAAGGGAUGGUCACCGUAAACCCCGAGCUACCCAGCCAGGAGGAGAAGUUUGCCCAUCACCAGCUCAGAAGCCUCCUGGAUGAAGGCAAGGCUUCUGAGGAUGACCCCUGGGAGAAGAUGUUGUUGAGCGGCCUGUGCCAGUUGCACGCCGAGGUCAACAUCGAUCUCGCUCUGCCCUCGAGUGCGGAAGCAGAAGCGUGUCUCUUGUCUGGUGUGGAACAGCUAUCGGAAGCCUUUGACAAAAGCAAUUUGCGCAGCUUCUACAAAAGUUUUGGCUGGUCCGAUGCCAAGGAAUAUUUCAGCAGCAUGGGGGAGACCCAAGUGAUGCUGGUGGAUAUCGAUCACAAUGAUUCGGACGAUCGCUUGGCAAUCAUCCUGUUGGCCUUUCAGGCGGCAAGUGCCAACUUGGAACGCCUGGAAAAAGGAGAGACCGAAGCCAAGGCCACUAUCCUCUUGGAUGGCAGGACCUAUGAAACGGCUGGCGGCCUCACCCUGUGGCGAAGCUUGCAGCUGGCCAGCCGUUUGACAGCUGCUUUGGCGCCUGGUGUUGAAGUGCUGCCAGUGAUAAGUGAUAGCCUUAGUGCUUUGAAGCUGAUGUGCAGCUACUUGAAGGUAGAUGCCAGCUUCGAAGCACUGAAUCGCACUACUACCGGCACUGGAGAUUUUUUUCGAAGUCUCAAAGUUGAGGAUCUUCGUGCUGUGAAAGGGGCGGCCAGCGUUUGGAUGCUCAGUGGCCUUUGCACAAAGCACGUGGAGGACUUCGCUUUUUGCCAGAAGAACUUCGGGACAAGGUUCACAUUCAUUGAGCAAGCCCAGCCAGCGUGGCAGAGCGUCGACUUUCCUGCUUCAGCAGAAGUGCAGCCCAGCUGGGCCUUUCCCCCCGCCUUUGGGGAAGAGAAGGGCUUUGGCGUCGAACCCUCCAACAUCCGGUCCAGCGAGGCUACCUACACAGAGACUUUGACCAACUAUUUGCGUUUUCAACAGCUGGUGGCUCCCGGUGCCAAAUACGUUUGCCCAGCCCUGGCACGCAGCAAUGGCUUCUUGCCAGCUCCAGCGCGUGAACCAAUGCUGACCAUCUCUGGGCGGCCCUUCAACGUGAUACCAGGGAAGGAGUAUGUGAUCAAGAAAGCAUUGGAUGUAAAGCGGGCUCAACUUGCAUUUGGCAAUCUCCUGCAAAAUGCAAAGGCUUGCUAUGAAGACAGCCUCUAUCCAGAGCUGUGCAUCGAUAGCUGCGAUGACUUUGGCGCAGACCGCCCAGAGUUGGCAGCUGUCGUCAAGUAUGGUACGUUCAUGGCGGAUGCCAUCGUGGUGUGCCUGGCUGCUCGGCCACGGCUGCAGACGCUGCCGAAACGUCGGAGGUUGGCACUGGCGCUGGUGCCGCGGCCUGGUUCCUUGGAGAAGAAUCAUUGUGGUGUAAUGCUUUGGCUUUGUACCACGGCGGGUGCGCACUGCGUUGCCAGGAAACCGCGAAUAGCGGUUGUGGCCAAUGUGAAAAACAAAGGUUAUGCAGAGCGGGUGGACCAGCUGCAAGAAAGUUUGGAGGAGAAGGCCAACGGCUCGCAGUUGAAGGAGAUCGUCCGGGAGGCAUGGACCAAAGAAGAAGGCCACCUGGGACGAUUGCAAAAACUUUGUGACUCCAAGGUCUCUAUCACUGAUUUUGCUUCAUUGGCAGCGGUGGCUGAGGGAAAGGCAUCGCUGGCAGAUGUGGAUGCCACUGUGCAGAGGCAAGUACAAAGACGCUUGCAGUGCCUCAUCACUGAUCAACGCUUGGUGAGUCAUGCUGAGGUGGGAAACAUCACAGAGGCAGCCCUGAAAGAUGUGAAAGAGCAGUUGAAGGAGCUCCAACCUUGA
Messenger RNA from Cladocopium goreaui, 2121 nucleotides. Lineage: Eukaryota; Dinophyceae; Suessiales; Symbiodiniaceae. The record is from the annotation of a GenBank genome assembly.